Cooperia oncophora is the source of this 501-nucleotide messenger RNA. The record is from the annotation of a GenBank genome assembly. Lineage: Eukaryota; Metazoa; Nematoda; Chromadorea; Rhabditida; Trichostrongylidae.
AUGGAAGUACCGACCACGUUCUCCAUGGGCAUCGAUCUCUCCAUGUACGGCGAUCUUGGGUGUUCUGGAGCUUUGAGGAAAUGGCACACAAAUUACCAAUCACUCUGCAAUUCAACGGCGUAUUUCAGGUGUGAAUUGUGCAAGUACAGUACGACCACAAAAGGAAAUUUGAGCAUCCACAUGCAAAGCGACAAACAUCUUCACGCUGUACAGGAACUGCCGAGUAGUAUUGCGUCACUUUCCUGUCCACCGGCUCGGUCACCACCGUCGGACAACGAUCGCUCGCUAGUAUGUGUUGUGUGUGGCUGCUUCUCCAGUGAUGAUCUGGACGAGAUGAUCGCCCACGCUGAUAAGGACCGUUCGCGACCGUCGCAUGGUGACAUUUCGAUGAGUGGAGGGGUAUUUCGUUGCCAUCUUUGUCCGUAUCACACAAACCUGAAGGCGAAUUUCCAGUUGCACACUAGAACCGAUAAACAUCUACAACGAGUGCAAAUGGUGAGU